Anopheles marshallii is the source of this 4722-nucleotide messenger RNA. RefSeq lists its product as uncharacterized. The coding region runs from base 1 to 4722 and encodes 1573 amino acids. NCBI's taxonomy places the organism in Eukaryota, Metazoa, Arthropoda, Insecta, Diptera, Culicidae. The transcript has 13 exons. Gene Ontology annotation, molecular function: ionotropic glutamate receptor binding; synaptic receptor adaptor activity. Gene Ontology annotation, cellular component: postsynaptic membrane; postsynaptic density; dendritic spine. The record is from RefSeq and is a predicted model, not a curated record.
AUGGACACCAUGACAUUUGAUGACGAGCCACCACCUGAACCGCGGGAAGGCUGGUUGCUGGUACGCGUAUUUGUGCCAGAGUUGAACGUCCAUAAGAGCCUUCAGUUUCCGUCGGAUAAGAUCGUAUGGGAUGUGAAGCAGCAAUGUCUUGCUUCCUUACCGAAGGUUGCCUAUUGGUUUUGGGAACUCAAAGAAAGCUUCAACUAUGGAUUAUUCUCUCCACCAUCUAACGGCAAAGCCGGAAAAUUCCUGGAUGAAGAACGACGGUUAGGGGACUACCCGUUUAAUGGACCGGUUGGCUAUUUGGAGUUGAAAUAUAAACGUCGCGUGUACAAGAUGCUCAAUCUCGACGAACGUCAACUGAAAGCUUUGCACACUCGUGCCAAUUUGCGGCGUUUCAUCGAGUGCAUCAAUAGUGGCCAGGUGGAAAAGAUUGCCAAGAUGUGUGCCAAAGGAUUGGAUCCUAACUUUCACUGUCAGGAAACAGGUGAAACACCGCUUACGAUUGCUACUGGCUCUAAAAAACCGAACAAACUGUUAAUCGCACUCGUGAAUGGCGGAGCUCUUCUCGACUAUCGGACCCGUGAUGGAGCCACCGCACUUCAUCGAGCUGUCGAACGUGAUAGCCUGGAAGCAGUAAGCACGCUUUUGGAAUUAGGAGCAUCACCAAACUAUCGUGAUACAAAAGGCCUCACACCUGUAUACUUGUCUGUAACACGAAAAACAGAUCCCAAAAUCAGUGAAGUACUCUUACACGACCAUGCAACACUCGGCAUUCAGGACAGCCAAGGAUGGCAGGAAGUGCAUCAGGCUUGUCGGAACGGGUUAGUUCAUCAUUUAGAGCAUUUAUUGUUCUACGGUGCGGAUAUGGAUGGUCAAAACGCUUCCGGCAAUACGCCGCUGCAUGUUUGCGCUGUUAACAAUCAGGAGGCUUGCGCUAGAAUGCUACUCUUUCGUGGUGCCAACAGAGGCGCACUAAACUAUGCCAACCAGACACCGUACCAGGUUGCUGUUAUUGCUGGUAAUCUUGAGCUAGCUGAGAUGAUUCAAAAUUACAAAAACGAGGAUAUUGUCCCAUUCCGUGGACCACCUCGGUACAAUCCUAGGCGUCGAUCUGGUUUAGGCUGGGGCACGACUCUAUCUCGCAUAUAUGGUGGACCACCGUCCCCCUGCCCGUCCGAGCAUCCAUUCAGUUCCGCUAGUUCCAGCCUGUCUGAAGGUUCCAGCCACCGAAGCCAUGAAGAUGACAUCAGCAUAGUAACAGAUAAAAGUCUGGGUGACACAAGUGAUAUCAUCAGCGAUUCGUCCGGUGUUGGAACGAAUUCCGACAGCGCCGCUUGUUCGAUUGGUCACCCAAGUACAACUGUCGUUUGCAUGGAAGGCUACGAUGCGGGACUUUCAGGACACAUUCAUAUACAACCAGGCGAUGUAAUAGAGGUGGUUGGUUCAACUGACUGUGGUUUACUGGAAGGUUUUGUACGUGGUACGAAUAAGACGGGUUUCUUUCCGGCCAGUUGUGUACAAGAGGUGCAGUUCCGUCAAAAGAGUAUUAUAAACGUUUCCACCUCAACACCUCACCAUCAUUAUUUGAUAAACACGAGCAGCAAUGAAAUAGUCAGUCAUGAUUUACAACAACAAUUGCAGCAGCAACAGCAACUGCAACUGCAACAACAGCCAUCCUCGCUUGAUCAACAACAGCACCCCCAACAACAACAAUACAGCAGCCAAACAGCUCCUAGGGUGAAGAAAUCAAUCAUUGGAGAACCACGGACGGUAGUGCUACAUCGUGCCAAGCGAGGCUUUGGAUUUAUUCUGCGUGGCGCUAAAGCCUCAUCUCCUCUAAUGCAGCUGAAACCGUCGCCGCGAUGUCCUGCAUUGCAAUAUUUAGAUGAUGUGGAUCCAGGUGGUGUGGCGGAUAUGGCUGGUUUGAAACCGGGAGAUUUUUUGCUAGCCAUUAACAGUGAAGAUGUUACCUGUGCAUCGCAUGAACAUGUGGUCGAUUUGAUUCGCAAUUCAGGUUCGCUGGUAUCAAUGACGGUUGUAACUUUGUCACAAAACCUUAUAAAUUCAAUGAUGCUUGAGUCAUCCGAGAUUGGAAGUCAACAUUCCUCCGGAUCGGGAAUGAGUACUCCAAUAUCAUCCCGACAAUGUUCGACGUUGCCCCGGCGCAUGAAUGGUGGUCCACCGGGGAGCAAUUGCAAACAACCUGCACCCAUGCCGCCACGCCGUGAUCCAAAGACUACACUAAGCGUAGGACGUGCACGGGCCAAAUCAAUGGUUGCUGGACUGGAAGGUGGUGGUGAAAAAGGCGUAGAUGACGAUGAUUUAGUGAAUGCGACCAAAUCUACUUCAGCGGAAUCGAUACACCAGGCACAGACUCAACUAUUACAGGCGCAACAGUGUCAUUCGGCGAUUGGGACCCCCACACAGACAGGACCCGGCACGCCUAUUCAACCGCGUACAGCUAGCAUCAAAUCACGACCAACGUCUAGUCGAAUAACGGCCGCCGAAUUAGAGGAAUUAUUCCAGCGCCAGCAAGGAGCCGAUGCAAACCGCUGCUCCAUGCUCAUGUCAAGCUCGAGAUUCCAAUCGACCGGAUUUGACAGUGGUGCUGGUACACCACCGAUUUCACCUCAGAAGGGGCCAAUCGUAUAUGCGAGCGUUGCCGAAAUGAAGCGCAAAAAGUCAUCCAAAGCAGGAAUGGGUACGCUAAAGGGGCGACCGAUACCGAUACCACAAGUAGGUUCGGAUCUGAGGCGAACAUUCCACAGUACACCCGAUCUAGCUUCAAUGUCAUCGUCCAUUCAGAAUGGUGGAACAACAUCGUCGUUGUUUUUUGGAAACAGUUCGGGAGCUGGAUCACAGUUGGCAAUCAACGCUAACGGAUGGUAUAACACCGUUGGUCACAAGGGACACCGAUCUCAGGACGAUAUGUAUAGUCUACACAUGUCCCUGCAAAGACUGAACCUUCCCCCGCCAAAUCAUCCACCUCCACCGCCGCCAGUCGGGCAAGUUGUAAAGGUGGAUGUUUCGCGGGGCUCAGAGUACGAAUGUCUGACAGCCUUGCGAAAACACAUAGCUCAGAAAGCCAAAGUUCAAUCUCAAGUACUGGAGGCUGAAGUUAUGUCUAGCUUCAAGCCCGCCUCGAACGCAAAAUUAUAUGCUUCCCCACAAGACAUUCGUAACGUUGGUUACCGUACAGUAAACGUGACGGGAGCUACUCCCUCGCCAUCGCUCACGGGUUCAACGACGGCUGCAGCAGCCGGAAACAACGGUGCCUCUUCUUGUGGUAGCAGUGAAAGCAACAUAAACUCGAACGUGGAGCUCAAUAAAACGGCUUCACUUAGGUCAAACACUAGUUCGACGAUCAACAUACAUUCUAGUAACGUGACUGGUAGUGUUAAUAAUGUAACAACAGUAACGAUCACUGGCAGUGGAAGCGGAAACGCAAUAGCUAGUAGUACAUCAUCAAAUCAAUACGCUCAACCCGGCCGUCCAGGUGCUGAAACUCAGCAGCAAGUGGCCCAACCUCAAGCACUCUAUAAAUCUCCACCGAAUAAUGCACCUCCACUUCCGGAACCAGAUUAUAGUUUAAGUGAAUCCGAUCCGGACGAAGACAAUUCAGUACGUUUGGUGCGAACACAUAUGAAAACAAACGGGGAUUUGAAAGCGACGCAUAAUCCGGGAAUGGCAGCCGAAACCAGUGGCAACAGUAACACAAGUGGUAGCUCGACUGGCUCCAGCUCGAUGCCUCAUUCAUUCUCGGUGGAAGAAAUACAGAAGAUUCGCACGAAGCUAAAAUCUUCUAAAUCCUACCCGAACGAUUUCUUGCGACAACAAAAUAAUCAGCAAGCUCUCCCUGGCGUUGACCACGGUGCAUCAGGUGGACCACACGAGGAAGGAGACAAUUCAUCAUCUGGUGUAAGCAGUGACCAGGAAGUAACGAUCACCUGUAACGAUACAAUGAAGCAAGCAAAACCUUCAUUCCUCAAGCAGCCGACCGGUGCAACUCCUCCGAAAACAAAUGCCAUUACCUCCCCCACCCCCCUAGCCACUGUUGGAACAGCAGCCUCUGGUUUGAACGAACCGAAGAAGGUGACGUUACAGUUAGGGGCUGCAACGGACACACAAUUUAAACAAAGCAACAGUGUUCCCGUACGAAGAAGUGAUGUUGAGGAUAAUGAUGAGGCUGAUCAAGAUGGUAAUGACAGUCCUAGUCCACCAGCGACUGGAUUUCAGCGGCAUAAUUCACUCACAAGGAAACAGGCCGCUACACUGGCAGCAAGCCGUGCAAAGGCAAAUCAACAAAAUCUACAGCAACGGCAUGCAGUUACGUUAGCUACCUUACCACCACCUAUCGAGGCCGCUGACUCCGACGAAGCUGACUCUUGGUCGCAUACGCUUCAGACUUCUGGUGGUAAUAGUGCUUCACAGUUGGUGGCAAGUGCCGGAAUGGUAGUGUUAGCACCGCCGCCAGAGUUUAGCGAUUCAACCGUAAGCCAUAUUGCACCAUCUUCUGCAAGCUCAGGUGGUGUUAGUAUUAGUGUGCAAGGACACCAUUCGCGUCAACACACGCAUCAGCACCAUCAGCAUCAGCAUGUCCACCAUCAUCAUCAGCAUACGGGAGGCGGAUCACUUGUGCUUGGCGGCCACAAUCCAAACUGCAAGCGUGUCCGUAUCGUUGGGGCCGUGCCGAAGGUUAAUCGCAUGAACAGUCAGUAG